AUGGUGGCUACACCAAGCAAAGCUGGGGCAUCCGGCAGCACGAGUCGGCCCAAGAAGGCAUCUGCCAAGGCCGGGCUGGUUGGCACACCUAGCAAGCCUGCGGUUGUGGAUGAGGAUGUGGUUUUGAAGCACAGCAAGCCGUUCGGUCAGGAAGGUGACGAUGAUUCGGACGUUGAUCUUGGCGACGAGACUUUCGCGACCGCGCCAGCUAUGGAUGAGGAUGACGAGCUUAUGAUUGGAACCUCUACCGCCAAUGCCCCCACUAGCGCCACAACUACGACCGAGGAGUCGAAGCCAUCGUUCAAGCCGCUUGGCACAGCAUCUUUGACGGCAGUUGCCAAGGGGCAGCUUCGCAAGAUCCCCAUCCCUCCUCACCGCUUGACGCCACUCAAGAACGAGUGGCACAAGAUCUACACCCCCCUGGUCGAAAUGGCCUCGCUCCAAGUGAGGAUGAACGUCGGAAAGAAGUGCGUCGAACUCAAGUCUUCACGUUACACAACCGAACAAGGCAUGCUUCAAAAAGGUGCCGACUUCGUCAAAGCCUUUGCACUUGGCUUCGACGCCGACGAUGCAAUUGCCCUGCUGAGGAUGGACGAUCUGUUCAUCGAUACGUUUGAAAUCAAAGACGUCAAAACCCUCCAAGGCGAUAACCUCUCGCGAGCCAUCGGACGAAUCGCAGGCAAGGAUGGUAGGACAAGGUUCGCCAUCGAAAACGCCUCGAGGACACGACUCGUCAUCGCAGAUACAAAGAUCCACAUCCUCGGCAACUUUGCCAACAUCAAGAUCGCCAGGGAUGCCGUGGUUGCGCUGAUCAGAGGUAGCCCGCCCGGCAAGGUGUACAGCAACCUAAAGACCAUCGGCGCUCGUCAACGUCAACGUGCCUGA
Molecule: messenger RNA, 885 nt
Organism: Moesziomyces antarcticus
Lineage: Eukaryota; Fungi; Basidiomycota; Ustilaginomycetes; Ustilaginales; Ustilaginaceae
Product: pre-rRNA-processing protein PNO1
Exons: 1
Coding region: 1-885 (294 amino acids)
Cellular component (GO): nucleolus
Molecular function (GO): RNA binding
Source: RefSeq, a predicted model, not a curated record